GAGAGUGACUUGAAGUGUGGAAUUUAAUGAAAGUCGAAAGGUUUCGCGUUUUAGUUUGUUGAAGUCUUUUGCCACGUUCGGUUCGCUGUUGCACAAACCGCGUAAGACAAGAAAAAUAAAAGAAACGAAUAAACUGAAUAAAAAAAAAGAAUCGGCUCAUUUGCAGUGCAUAGCACACGGUUUUCAAUUUACAGUAAAGAGCACAUUUUGCACAAACACAUAUACAAUAGGCGCAACAAGCACAGCUGAUCAACAACCCAUCGAACCAUAUCGAAAUACUAUCGGGGCUGAAGCGUAUUGGAGACUGUUUUCAUCGAGCUAGAAAAGUGCAUCGGUUGACCUUUUGCGACUGGCGUCAAGCACGAUACAUGCCGAUCAAAUUCACCAUCGUGAUACAUCAACUCAUAAUAUUUGCAAGAGAGGCAGAGAGAGAGCACAGCGACCUUUUUUAUGUGAAAAGUGAAAAGAGAACGAAAGCAAAGCAAAAACUAUUUAUUGCGAGAAAAAAAAAACAACGUUUGGUUCAAAAGGUGACGACGGCACAGAACACAAGGAAGGAAUAGAAAUAAUAUUGGAUAUCGCAUUUUCAAAACUCUGCCGAUUUACUGGAUAACAAAAGUGAACUAAAGUGACUACAUUCUGCUCAAAGUUUGAACAUUUAAAAAAAAUUGAAUAGCGAAAAAAGUUCAAUUUUUCAAUCCACGAUUGCAGAAAUAAAAUCAUUCAAAAUUCUGCAUAGAUUUGUUUGAAAAACAAGUGAGGUCUGGAACGAGAAAGAACUUGUGUGAAAAUUAAGUGAGAUUGAGUGUUAAUAAAGUUUAAAAAAAAAACAAUAAGACUAUCUUGAAUCACGGCACAUAUAUCGACGUGAAAACUCUUACUUUUUGUGGUUCUAAUUAGCAACAGAUUUUGCUCUAAAUGACAGAAAAAUAAUUCACGAUUCAUGUUGUGGAUUCUGUUGGCGGGCAAAGUGAGAUAGAGUGAACAAAAGAUUUACGAUCGUUGUAAAGUGGCCUUGUUCAUGUGUUUGGACUAUGUAACAUUUUCGAUGACACAUUAAAUUCCCAAUUACGUAAAAAAAAACCAACAAGCACAAACAUACAAUCAUGACGUCCAAAUACGACCGAAUUAAAUCCGAAUGCAAACGAAAAAAUGUACUAUGGGAAGAUCCCGAUUUUCAAGCCGUACAAUCGUCGGUGUUCUACUAUCAAACGCCUCCGUUUACAUUUCAAUGGAAACGGAUCACGGAAAUUGUGCAAUCACCGUUGUUUAUCAAUGAUGGUGAACAAUUUGACAUCAUUCCGGGCAAAAUGGGUGACCGAUGGCUUGUGUCUUGUUUGGGCGUGUUGUUUUCGUUGAAAAAUCUAUUUUAUCGUGUUGUGCCGGCCGACCAAAAUUUCGAAAAUUGUCAUGGCGUGUUUCGGUUUCGUUUAUGGUGGUGCGGUGAGUGGGUGGAGGUUCUAGUCGACGACAGAUUACCAACGAUCAAUGGAAAAUUGUCAUUUUUACAACCGUUCAAAUCAAACUGCUUUUGGGCCGCAUUACUCGAAAAAGCAAUAGCAAAAUUGCAUGGUUCAUACGAAGCACUUAAAUACGGAACACGUUCCGAUGGUUUGAGCGAUUUGACGGGUGGAAUUGUUGAAACAAUACCAGUAAAAUCCGGUUCAGAUUCAAUACGACCAACAAUUUUACGUUCAAUACUCGAUACCACCUGUAUCAUAACAUGCAUCGCAAUCAGAGGAAAUAGCUCACAAUUUAAAUCACAACCGGAAAAAUUACCAAAUGGAAUUGCAAUCGGCGUUAGUUAUCGAUUGUGUUCAUUGGACAAAGUGGAAAAUACGAUGGGCGAUUCAGUGCAAUUGGUACGUUUAAGAGACCCGAUGACAUCGGAUGCGUUGGGCUUAAAAACGGGCUACACCGGCGAAUGGUCGGCCACAUCACCAUUGUGGGAUCGAGUUUCAGAAACUGAACGUGAUCGUUUACUUGGUCAAUUGGAUGCAAAUGAAUUUUGGAUGUCAUUUUUAGCGCUCACCGAAACAUUUACAAAUCUUGAAUGUAUCCAUCUUGAUACCGAUACAGCGAAAGAUGAAUUAUCAUUAACCGAUCGUCCAAGACGUUGGUCCAUGAAAAUGUUUCAAGGAUUUUGGCGUAAAGGUGUCACAGCGGGCGGUUGUCGUAACCAUGACUCAUUUCACAUAAAUCCACAACUUCAAUUAUUCGUUGCGGAAAAGGAAGAUGUGAUCAUUGCAUUGAAUCAGCACACCGCUGUCGAACCAAAAGUCAUUGGUUUCACAAUGUACAAAUUAAAUUCAAUUAAAAAUAAAUUAACUGAAAAUCUUUCCAAAGAGUUUUUCAAAAAUCAAGUUAGCUUUAUCAAUUCGGACUAUGGCAAUUCACGACAUGUUAGUUAUCGGUGUAAUUUAGAAUCGGGACGAUAUUUAUUAAUGGCUACAACAUAUGAACCAGGCGAGGAAUCGGGUUUCACCGUUCGUUUGCUGGGCAAUCACAUAAAACUAGCACAAUUAGAAACACAAACGAUGAUGAUCUUAGACCCAUUCCCACCGUUAAGCGUGACACAACAGCGUAACGACACCGAUACAACGAAAAAGAAAUGCCAAUACGAACCGAUUUUCAUGCAAUUGGCCGAUGAAAAUAGAACCAUCAAUAGUUUUGAAUUACAAGAAUUGCUGGACGCAUGUCUACCCAAUGAUUAUAUUAAAAGCUGUGCUAGUAUCGAUAUUUGUCGUCAAGUCGUUUCAUUAUUAGACAAAUCGGGACAUGGUCGCAUUAAUUUUUUACAAUUCAAAACGUUUAUAGCAAAUUUGAAGGCAUGGCAGGGUGUGUUCAAAAUGUACUCAAAGGAAAAGGCUGGCAUUUUGCGUGCCGAACGCUUACGAGAUGCACUUUAUGAUGUUGGAUUUCAGUUGAGCUCAGAUAUUAUGUCAAUUAUUAUGCUGAAAUACAUGCGAAAAGAUGGUACAUUGCGUUUGGGUGAUUUUGCGUCUGCCAUUCUUCACUUAACAACGGCAUUCGAAGUGUUCCAGCGCAAAGAUCACGACCAAGAUAAUUUGAUUAAAAUUGAAAUGGCAGAUUGGAUAAAGUCGGUGCUAAGAUGUUGAUGCUCAUUUUUCGUAUAAAUAUUCGAUUGAAAAUACAGAUCAGUUUUAGACAUUUAGUUAUGUUUUCAUUGUUUUUAGUGUUGUAAAAUCUAAAUCACGCAGCAUAUUCUUACUUUUACUAAUUGUUUAAUUGGAAAAUAAAUGGCAAAUACGAGAAA
Contarinia nasturtii (swede midge) is the source of this 3277-nucleotide messenger RNA. It is a transcript of the gene CalpC, whose product is annotated as calpain-C. Gene Ontology annotation, molecular function: calcium ion binding; calcium-dependent cysteine-type endopeptidase activity. The transcript is spliced from 11 exons. Lineage: Eukaryota; Metazoa; Arthropoda; Insecta; Diptera; Cecidomyiidae. Gene Ontology annotation, cellular component: cytoplasm. Bases 1107 to 3119 code for a protein of 670 amino acids. Gene Ontology annotation, biological process: proteolysis. The record is from RefSeq and is a predicted model, not a curated record.